UUUAGCUUUUGAGGCGUGCACCGAAGCAAACCCUUACUAAACCCUUAGGUUACUUUCAUACAACCACUGUUUAUAAGCUCAUCCGCACUUUUAGCCUACACACGGAGAUCUGACGUUCUUCGUUGGAAUUAGACUGUUGAUUCAACGUUGUUGGAGAGCUGGGUUUCAAUUCCUGCAUUUUCUCCCGCAAGAUUGUGUUUGAACCUUUACUGUUCCCGAACCCACAAGUCUUGGAGCCAGAACGUAGGAGGGAAAGGACAAGAAAAAGGCUAUCUGAAACAUGCUCUCCUUGUUGUGCCUCAUGCUGUUUGUUCCACGUGUGUUCUCCUCAUCGACACCAGUGGCUGGAAUCUUCCCCCAGGACCCGGCGUUGCGGAUGGGCUCCAGCCUGACGGCCACGUGCACAGUGAGCCCUGAGCGGGGGCUGCAUGCCAACACUAUGUACUGGACCAUGAACGGGAAGAGACUCCCUAGUAGCACGUACGACCUGCUGAGCCCCAACUGCCUCAGUGUCACUCUGCACCACCUCAAUGGCUCCCAGCAACAGUCUGGGGACAACCUGGUGUGUCACAGCGGAGAUGGACAUGUCCUGGCUGGCUCCUGUCUCUACGUGGGCAUGCCCCCGGAGAAGCCGGUCAACCUAACCUGCUGGUCCCGAAACACAAAGGACCUGAGCUGCAAGUGGACCCCUGGGGGUCGGGGCGAAACCUUCAUCAAAACCAAAUACACCCUCAAGUACAAAUUGAGGUGGUACGGGCGAGAGAGGGAAUGUGAGGACUACAGCACGGGGCAACGCUACACGUGUUAUAUCCCCCGGGACUUGGCCCUCUUUACUCCCUACGAGAUCUGGGUGGAGGCGUCCAAUCAGCUGGGGACUGCCACCUCUGAUGUCAUCACUCUGGAUAUCCUGGAUGUGGUGACCACAGACCCUCCAGACAAUGUCCAUGUGAGUCGUGUGGGGGAGCUUGAGGACCAGCUGACAGUGCAUUGGGGCAGCCCCCCGGCACUCAAAGACUUCCUCUUCCAGGCCAAAUACCAGAUACGCUACCGACUGGAGGACAGCACUGAAUGGAAGGUGGUGGACGAUGUAGGUAACCAGACAUCGUGCCGGCUAGCGGGGCUUAGGGCAGGGACGGUGUACUUUGUCCAGGUGAGGUGCAACCCAGUGGGGAUCUACGGCUCCAGGAAGGCUGGGAUUUGGAGUGACUGGAGCCACCCUUCAGCUGCUUCCACACCCCACAGUGAGCGGCUGCAGAGUGGGUCAUGUGAGCCCAAGCCAGGCGAACAGAACUCCACCCUGCGACGGGAGCUCAAGCAGUUCUUUGGCUGGGUUCGCAAACACGCCUAUGGCUGCAGCGGCAUGUCAAUCAAACUCUACGACCAGUGGCGGGUGUGGCUGCAGAAAUCGCAUAAAACGCGCAACCAGGUAGGCUGCAGACUGCUCGGCAUGGCGACACCAAAUAUUCCAAGUUACAAGCCUCUGAGGAUCAAUGAGACAACUGGGACCUCCAACGAAAGGGAAGAAAAUCCAACCCUGGACUCGGACACCCUCUCCCUAACUCUAAAACGUGCCCCUGCUGUUUGUUAAAUUGCCCCUCCAGGAUUGGGCUCUUAAUUAAGUCACCUCCUUAUCAUUUAGCAGUGAGCUUUGAUUAAUUGAUAAUCCAAUACGGCUGCCUGAAUCUAACAUGACCUUACGCUGGCUCACUGCAUUCGUGAUCCACAUUAGGAUGUACAGGUGCACUCUGAAACUGUUCAGGUUAAGCUGACUCAUGCAUUGUCUGGGAAACGUUGCAGUAAUCCCAACAUCUGUUUAAGGAUAUAUGUCAUCUAUGGCAAACAAGAGGCACCUUAGAAUGGUCAAAUAUAAACAAAGAUGCUGUAUGUCAUCAUUUACAGUAGCUGGGGAUUGACUUCAUAGCCUUUGUGCACUUUGCUUAACAAGCCCCACCUCCUCUGCAACCCCUCUACAGUCCAGGGAUCAUCUUCAAAUGUAUAUGGAGCUGUGCUACAUCCCACAUAAUGCUUCUUAGUCAGUCUAUGACCUACAAAAGUAACCUCUAAUUAACCUGAGGCCGCCUCACCGGUUCAGUUACUCUCAUCUCCUUCUGGGCCUGCCUCAGACCGCAAUCACAGCCAACUACUCGGUUAAUAUCAUCCAAACCGACUUCCAAAGGACUAUGUAGGACAGAACUGCAGGACUUUUUGCCACAUUCCACAUAAAAUAACUCACCCACAGGCUAAUUAGGCAUGAAAAAUCAACUUAAAUACUCUCCUGCAACCCUCCUCACCCAAUGUGGUGUGGAUCUGUUUUUUUUCUAAAGUAUUUUUAUUUACCUCGGAACUGGAAUCCCCCAACAGAGGCAGGACACCUCACUAGCUAGUAGUCAGCUAACCGCUGCUAGCGGUCAUCAGCUGACCUUUAGCUCAGAAAGCUCUCGCCAGUUCGUACAACACGACUCAAACCAGAGCAUACCAGACCUAUUUUCUCUCCAAUAUUAAUUCAUAAAGAAGGGAUUGUGGAGCAUGAAACAGGGGGUAAUUAAUUUAAAUAAAUACCAUUCCAGCCAGGUUGGAGAGGACUGGAAUUGUGGGUUUUUAAGUUAGCAAAAAAGGGUCGUUAACCUAUGGUUGAUCUGACUCAACUUAUCUCUGGGAUGUUUAGAUAAGGCAGAGAGUGUUUUCCUGGGUUUUCCAUUAUCUGGAACUGUCUUCUAAAUAGUGAUGGAUGAAGGUGAAGAUUCCAGAAGUUAAUCUAGAUAAGUGUGUGUUUGGAGUGAGCAAGCUAAUGGGUUGGAAUAAACUUUUGAACUUCUCUGGUCCUGGUCGAUAGGAGGAAGGACGUUUUAUAACCUAUGACGUCAUAUUUUGUAUAUAAACUGUUGUUCGUGGUUACAUGGCAGCGAGCUCAGAGAAUAAAUACUAGUAUCUAAUUUUGAUAAGACUGGUCUCUGUAUAUUUUAUGCAAAUAGGCAUCUUAAUUCUUUUAAAAAUAGACAGUGAUUUAAUUAAUAAAAACAUAUUGGAAUUAUGACAUUUCAGUGACACUAACAUCUGUCACAAAGCAAGCACCAAUUAGCCUAGAGCUGAAGAGGCCCAUCAGCCCCUCCUGGGCUACAAUACCCAGACCCCUUCUACUGCCGGUACAGGGCACGGAACCCCGCCGAUCCUUCACGACUUGACUACGACGUAAUCUGCUCGAGGGGGUACUCAACUGGCCCCUACAUUGCAACGUCGCCUGAAUGCCCAUCUGCUAUCCGUGGCCCGCUAGCUGUCUAGAGCAUAUUGGACUGUUAGCUGAAUAUAUC
Messenger RNA from Oncorhynchus tshawytscha (Chinook salmon), 3308 nucleotides. RefSeq names its product cytokine receptor-like factor 1. Lineage: Eukaryota; Metazoa; Chordata; Actinopteri; Salmoniformes; Salmonidae. Gene Ontology annotation, molecular function: cytokine receptor activity; protein binding. The transcript has 8 exons. Gene Ontology annotation, cellular component: external side of plasma membrane. Gene Ontology annotation, biological process: cytokine-mediated signaling pathway. The record is from RefSeq and is a predicted model, not a curated record. The coding region runs from base 281 to 1588 and encodes 435 amino acids.